AUGGCUGCGCUGCAAGAGAAGAAGUCAUGCAGCCAGCGGAUGGAGGAGUUCCAGCGUUACUGCUGGAACCCGGACACGGGGCAGAUGCUGGGCCGGACGCUGUCGCGGUGGGUUCCGCGUGUCCUGCUCUCCCCAGGGGUGACCUUGAGGCCAGACGUCUACGGGGACAAGGGCCUGGACAUUUCCUACAACGUCUCCGACAACAGGACCUGGGUGGGCCUUGUGCACGCCCUGCACGGCUUCCUGGCAGGCUACUCGCCGGAGUCCCAGCAGGACAGCAUCAACUGCACCUCCGGGAAGUACUUCUUCCAGGAGGGCUUCGCGGCCCCGAACCACACCAAGUUCUCCUGCAAGUUCACGGCAGACAUGCUGCAAAACUGCUCGGGCCUGGCGGACCCCAACUUCGGCUUCGCGGAAGGAAGGCCGUGCUUCGUGAUUAAAAUGAACAGGAUCGUCAAGUUCCUGCCCAGCAACAGCACGGCGCCCAGGGUGGACUGCGCCUUCCUGGACCAGCACAAGGACGCCCGGCCCCUGCAGGUGGAAUACUACCCGCCCAACGGCACCUUCAGCCUCCACUACUUCCCUUACUACGGGAGCAAAGCGCAGCCCCACUACAGCAACCCUCUGGUGGCCGCGAAACUUCUCAACGUCCCCAGAAACACGGAAGUACUCGUCGUAUGCAAGGUCCUGGCCGACCACGUGACGUUCGACAGCCCCCAUGACCCCUACGAGGGGAAGGUGGAGUUCAAGCUCAAAAUCCAGCAGUAGAGAGCGGGGCGCCCGGCCGCCGAGCACCAGAGCUGCACCCCGAGCGCAGGCUGCCACCCGGACGCCCAGCGGCACUAGAGCCACCGGCUCCCGGCUAAAUCCUCGCUGCUCCUCAUCGACAGACCAUCCUGGCAGCAGGGAUCAAAACGCUGGGCCGACGUGGUGACCCCGAGGCAGCAGUUACCCACGAACAAGCCCCCACAGCUCGCCCUGGGUGGACUUCUCUCUCCUCACGGCGCCUCAGCUUUCCUGACCCCGUGACCUCCCGGCACCCACGU
Suricata suricatta (meerkat) is the source of this 1046-nucleotide messenger RNA. It is a transcript of the gene ATP4B, whose product is annotated as ATPase H+/K+ transporting subunit beta. The transcript has 6 exons. The record is from RefSeq and is a predicted model, not a curated record. Gene Ontology annotation, cellular component: sodium:potassium-exchanging ATPase complex. NCBI's taxonomy places the organism in Eukaryota, Metazoa, Chordata, Mammalia, Carnivora, Herpestidae. Gene Ontology annotation, molecular function: ATPase activator activity. The coding region runs from base 1 to 768 and encodes 255 amino acids. Gene Ontology annotation, biological process: potassium ion import across plasma membrane; intracellular sodium ion homeostasis; sodium ion export across plasma membrane.